Messenger RNA from Chlamydomonas reinhardtii, 1158 nucleotides. RefSeq lists its product as uncharacterized. The transcript has 3 exons. Bases 3 to 665 code for a protein of 220 amino acids. The record is from RefSeq and is a predicted model, not a curated record. NCBI's taxonomy places the organism in Eukaryota, Viridiplantae, Chlorophyta, Chlorophyceae, Chlamydomonadales, Chlamydomonadaceae.
AAAUGUCCAGAGCGAAUUGCCGAAGAGCGCAGACUCUUGCCAGCCUUUUAGCUUUCAUUAUUGUAGCCUUAUUAUCAUAUGCAAAUGCACAAGAGCGCGUCCGCGCGGGGAGAGCCUUGUUUCGCGGGCUACAGGAGCGAGACGUUGUGGAGCGGAUAGUGAAAGAGGGCUCAGCGUCCAAGCACUUAUACUGCAAGCUCUCAGGGGGCUGCUCUCAGUGUCAGGAGGAUGAAGAGAUUGAGCGCUACUGCGCGGACACGGGCUUCAAAGAGCUGCUGCAGUGCACCACCAACUCGGAGCACGCCACGGACUGGCCGGUCACACUAACCUACCCCUACCCGCCCGACGUGCACAUCGACGCUGACUUGGACGAAGCCGUCUCGGCCUCGACCUCAUCCGGCUCGGACUCGGAGGGCGGCAGCGGUUCCGGCUCCCGCGGCAGCCACUCUGGGCGCCACGAGUCCUUCCGGGUGGUGCGUAGCUGCACGGAGAAGACGGUGGCGGCGCAUCAGCAGGCGCUGGCGGACGAGGUGGCGGCUGCGGACCGGGGGCCGCACAGCCACGGGCAGAUGGGGAUGUUCAAUUUCGAGCUGGUCAUGGUGCUGCUGCUGGGGCUGGCGCUGCCCGUGGUGUACUGGCGCAAGAUACGCAUCCGCCACCUGUGAGCGUUGCACAGUGCUUGAUUGGGCGUGUGGUUUGGCAAAUGUUGCUGGACUCUGCCGGUCAUGUGUAGGUACAGAGGAGGUGUGCAUUAAGGAACGUGAUGGAGGUGAGCUAGGUUAGCAGACGGAAGGCGCACGACUACGGUACAGGACCCAUUAAGACCCGGACCGGCUUGCGGCUCCGCGGGAGCCCCAUGCCAUCAUGGUGGGCCAUAGAGUCAUAGACCCAUAGAGACAUCACAGGGGGGGGGGCUCGAGAUGGGCGCAGGGCUUGCACCUUCCAGGGGUGGGCCGCCGCCGGAGGCGAGAAGGGCCCAAACCACGUUCUCGCCCACGGCAUCCGGGGGCCCCCAAAUGCCUAGUUUGUAGCGUUUGGGGGGGAAGGGCGCAGCCGCUGCUGCAAGGAUGAAUACGGUAUCCGAUGAAGUCGAACAUAGGCGGGGGAGUGGGGGGAGUGGACUGACACAUUAGAACAAAGGCUGAACCCCAACACUAU